CCGCCGCUGGCCAGGGUGCUGGAUACGACAGGCCGGUCGACCGCUUCGCCAGCUCAGGCACCCGUUGCAGCUGCCGCGGCUUCGCUCCCAGCCCGGUCCUCAUGGAAGAGAUGGAAGAAGAGUUAAAAUGCCCUGUGUGCGGCUCCUUUUAUCGGGAGCCCAUCAUUCUGCCCUGCUCUCACAAUUUAUGUCAAGCGUGCGCCCGCAACAUCCUGGUACAGACCCCGGAGUCUGAAUCCCCCCAGAGCCGUCGGGCCUCGGGCUCCGGGGUCUCCGACUAUGACUAUCUGGACCUGGACAAGAUGAGCCUGUACAGCGAAGCAGACAGCGGCUAUGGUUCCUAUGGGGGUUUCGCCAGUGCCCCCACUACCCCGUGCCAGAAGUCCCCCAAUGGCGUCCGCGUGUUCCCCCCGGCUAUGCCGCCACCGGCCACCCACCUGUCACCGGCCUUGGCCCCGGUGCCCCGCAACUCCUGUAUCACCUGCCCCCAGUGCCACCGCAGCCUCAUACUGGAUGACCGGGGGCUCCGCGGCUUCCCCAAGAACCGCGUCCUGGAAGGGGUAAUUGACCGCUACCAGCAGAGCAAAGCCGCAGCCCUCAAGUGCCAGCUCUGCGAGAAGGCGCCUAAGGAGGCCACCGUCAUGUGCGAACAGUGCGAUGUCUUCUACUGCGAUCCAUGCCGCCUGCGCUGCCACCCGCCCCGAGGGCCCCUAGCCAAGCACCGCCUGGUGCCCCCGGCCCAGGGCCGCGUGAGCCGGCGGCUGAGCCCGCGCAAGGUCUCCACCUGCACAGACCACGAGCUGGAGAACCACAGCAUGUAUUGCGUGCAGUGCAAGAUGCCUGUGUGCUACCAGUGCUUGGAGGAGGGCAAACACUCCAGCCAUGAAGUCAAAGCUCUGGGGGCCAUGUGGAAACUGCACAAGAGCCAGCUCUCCCAGGCGCUGAACGGACUAUCAGACAGGGCCAAAGAAGCCAAGGAGUUUCUGGUGCAGCUCCGCAACAUGGUCCAGCAGAUCCAGGAGAACAGCGUGGAGUUUGAGGCUUGUCUGGUGGCCCAAUGUGAUGCCCUCAUCGAUGCCCUCAACAGAAGGAAAGCCCAGCUGCUUGCACGUGUCAACAAGGAGCAUGAACACAAGCUGAAGGUGGUUCGAGAUCAGAUCUCUCACUGCACAGUGAAAUUGCGCCAGACCACAGGUCUCAUGGAGUACUGCCUGGAGGUCAUUAAGGAAAAUGAUCCUAGUGGCUUUUUGCAGAUUUCCGACGCCCUCAUAAGGAGAGUGCACCUGACUGAGGACCAGUGGGGGAAAGGCACGCUCACUCCCAGGAUGACCACGGACUUCGACCUGAGUCUGGACAACAGCCCUCUACUGCAAUCCAUUCACCAGCUCGACUUCGUGCAGAUGAAAGCUUCCUCUCCAGUCCCAGCAACCCCUAUCCUGCAGCUGGAGGAGUGUUGUACUCACAACAACAGCGCCACGCUGUCCUGGAAACAGCCACCUUUGUCCACGGUGCCUGCUGAAGGCUACAUUCUGGAGCUGGAUGACGGCAAUGGUGGUCAGUUCCGGGAAGUGUAUGUUGGAAAGGAGACGAUGUGCACCGUGGACGGUCUUCACUUCAACAGCACAUACAACGCUCGCAUCAAGGCCUUCAACAAAACAGGAGUCAGCCAGUACAGCAAGACCCUGGUCCUCCAAACGUCUGAGGUGGCCUGGUUCGCUUUCGACCCCGGCUCGGCACACGCUGACAUCAUCUUCUCCAAUGACAACCUGACCGUGACCUGCAGCAGCUACGAUGACCGGGUGGUGCUGGGGAAAACCGGCUUCUCCAAGGGUGUCCACUACUGGGAGCUAACCGUGGAUCGCUACGAAAACCACCCUGACCCCGCCUUCGGCGUGGCUCGCAUCGACGUGAUGAAGGAUGUGAUGUUAGGGAAGGACGACAAAGCCUGGGCAAUGUAUGUGGACAAUAACCGGAGCUGGUUCAUGCACAACAACUCGCACACCAACAGAACCGAGGGAGGGAUCACCAAGGGGGCCACAAUCGGGGUCCUCCUCGACUUGAACAGGAAAACCUUGACCUUUUUUAUCAACGACGAACAGCAGGGUCCCAUAGCUUUCGAGAACGUGGAAGGCCUGUUCUUCCCGGCGGUCAGCCUGAACAGGAAUGUGCAGGUCACGCUUCACACCGGGCUCCCAGUCCCUGACUUCUACUCCAGCAGAGCAUCAAUAGCCUAAGGAUGGGCUGUGGAGGCACCA
This is a messenger RNA of Callorhinus ursinus (northern fur seal), 2255 nucleotides long. RefSeq names its product tripartite motif containing 9 (gene TRIM9). The record is from RefSeq and is a predicted model, not a curated record. Gene Ontology annotation, molecular function: zinc ion binding; protein binding. Gene Ontology annotation, cellular component: cytoplasm. NCBI's taxonomy places the organism in Eukaryota, Metazoa, Chordata, Mammalia, Carnivora, Otariidae.